Messenger RNA from Ornithodoros turicata, 2009 nucleotides. Its product is annotated as zinc finger protein 883-like. The record is from RefSeq and is a predicted model, not a curated record. Gene Ontology annotation, molecular function: chromatin insulator sequence binding. The transcript is spliced from 3 exons. Bases 1 to 1956 code for a protein of 651 amino acids. Gene Ontology annotation, cellular component: chromosome. NCBI's taxonomy places the organism in Eukaryota, Metazoa, Arthropoda, Arachnida, Ixodida, Argasidae. Gene Ontology annotation, biological process: regulation of transcription by RNA polymerase II.
AUGGGCUCACCUGAAAAUGGGGUUGUCAUGUGGAUGAUGCUAUCCACACAUGCAUCACAUAGGCCUCCCAACUGUACUCUGUGUUACACAGUGGCUGCAAAGUCAGUGAUCAUAAGAGAAGCACAACGCUGGUGUUCGCACCCUGAUCGUCCUCAAGACUCUUUUCAUAGCCAGUCAGCUCAGCACGAGGCAAAGCAGCAAGGAGCGAAAGAAAGCAGUGGUGGGCUUCACAUUAAGGACGAGCUCAGAAGCACUUGCGAUCACGCAUCUUCAGGUUGCACCUCUUCCAGUGUACAGUUUGAGACCAGCACAACAACAGUUGAACCACAGUUCGAAAACGAUUCACUAUUUACUACCGAAGGUCGACCCAUAGAGCAAUCUUCAGAGCAGAGCGAGGCUCAAGUGGCGGGCAAGUCAUCGACGUUCGGACAUGAGAAAGACAAGCUUUAUAAGUGCAGUGUUGGUUUGGCUGCAUGCAAUGACACUGGGCUCUUGGAAGAUGAUGUCAAACCUCACAAAGCAAAGACAUUUACCUCUGACAUGUGCUCCGCGGCAAUCAGUCAUGCAUCAACUCUGCAAGUGCAUGCAAAACAUUCCAUGGGAGUAUGCUUGCACAGAUCCAAGAUAUGUGCAUCGAGCGCAUACAAGUGCAAUCUCACCCCUGCAGAGUCCAGCCACACUAUGUGCGUGCGGCAUCACAAGCAGACGCACAUGGGCAAGAAGUGCUACAGGUGUGAUCUCUGUCCUGCAGAGUUCAGCCAUUGCACGAGCCUGUGCCGUCACAAAAGAAAGCACACAAGCGUGAAGCGACACAAAUGCAAUCUCUGCCCUGCAGAGUUCAGCAACAGUGAGAAGCUGCGUGAUCACAAGAGGACACACACGAAAUUCAGCCUUAGCUCUAGCCUCUAUGACCACAGGGGGACGCACAGAGAUGAGAAGCCCAAUAAGUGCGAUCUUUGUCCUGCCGAGUUUAACAAGAGGGACACCCUGCAGUGUCACAGGAGAUCACACACGGGAGAGAAGCCAUACAAGUGUGACGUCUGCAUUGCAGCGUUCAGCCGUAGCUCCAGCCUGUUGCGCCACAAGUGGACGCACAUGGGCAACAAGCCCCAUAAGUGCGACCUCUGUCCUGCAGAGUUCAGCAAAAAGACGGGCCUACAGUGCCACAGGCGAACACACACGGGAGAGAAGCCAUACAAGUGCAAUAUCUGCCCUGCGGAGUUCAGCCACAUUACGAGUCUGUCAUAUCACAAGCGAAAACACACAGGCGAGAAGCCCUAUAAGUGUGACAUCUGUACAGCAGAGUUUAGCCGUAGCUCUAUCCUGUUGAAUCACAAGCGAAGACACACAGGUGAGAAGCCAUAUAAGUGCGACCUCUGUACUGCAGAGUUCAGCAGUAGCGGAAACCUAUCACGCCACAAGCGGAUACACACGGGCGAGAAGCCCUACAAGUGUGAUCUCUGUCCUGCAGAGUUCAGCAACAAAAUGGGUCUACAGUACCACAGGCGAACACACACGGGAGAGAAGCCAUACAAGUGCAAUGUCUGCCCUGCGGAGUUCAGCCACAUUAUGAAUCUAUCAUAUCACAAGCGAAAACACACAGGCGAGAAACCCUAUAAGUGUGACAUCUGUACAGCAGAGUUUAGCCGUAGCUCUAUCCUGGUGAGUCACAAGCGGACACACACGGGAGAGAAGCCCCAUAAGUGCGAUCACUGUACUGCAGAGUUCAGCAGUAGCGGAAACCUAUCACGCCACAAGCGGAUUCACGCGGGCGAGAAGCCCUACAAGUGUGAUCUCUGUCCUGCAGAGUUCAUCGAGAGCACGAAGCUGCGAUAUCACAAGCAAAAACACACUGGCGAGGAGCCCUAUAAGUGCGACCUCUGUCCUGCAGAGUUCACCGGCAGCACGAAAUUGCGGUGUCACAAGCAGACACACAUGAGCGAGGUGCCCUGCUAGUGCGACCGCUGUCCGACAGAAUUUAGCCACAGUCCAGACCUGGGGCAAUACAA